AUGGCAGCACCCCCGCCAGGCCACCUAGUGCUGGCCCACCUGCUCGUGGCCCUCUUCGGCAUGGGCUCCUGGGCUGCAGUCAAUGGGGUCUGGGUGGAGCUACCGGUGGUGGUCAAGGACCUGCCUGAGGGUUGGAGCCUCCCCUCCUAUCUCUCUGUGCUGGUGGCGCUGGGAAACCUGGGUCUGUUGGUGGUGACGCUGUGGGGGCGGCUGGCCCGCAGCAAGGCGGAGCAGGCUCCCAUUCGAGCAGUGCAGGUGCUGAACGUGGUGGGCACGGCCCUCCUUGCCCCACUGUGGCGCCGUGUGGCCCCUGUGGGCGGGCAGCCCCACUCCGUGGCCUUCCUUACACUGACCUUAUUGCUAGCUCUGGCUUGCUGUGCCUCCAACGUUACCUUCCUGCCCUACCUGAGCCACCUGCAGCCUCCCUUUUUGCGCUCCUUCUUCCUGGGCCAGGGCCUCAGUGCCCUGCUGCCCUGUGUGCUGGCCUUGGCACAGGGUGUCGGGCGCCUUGAGUGCCCCCCCACCUCUUCUAAUGGCACCCUGGGCGCCCCCCACUACUUCCCAGAGCGCUUCUCAGCCAGCUCCUUCUUCUGGGCACUGACUGCCUUUCUGGUUACCUCGGCUGCUGCCUUCCAAGGGCUCCUACUGCUGUUGCCAUCACUGCCGCCACCACCGUCUGCACCCUCAGGGGACAUGGGGUCUCACCUCCAGCGGAGCACCCCUCAAGCUGGUCCUGAGGCAGGAGUAGGGGAAGAGGAGGUCUUGCCCCUGCGGGAGUCGCCGAGCCAGGCAGAAGGCACCACCCCCAGCCCUGACCCCGAGGCCCACAGGCUACUGUCAGCCCGUAGUGCCUCCCUGCUGGGUCUGCUGACCGUCACCAACGCACUGACCAACGGUGUGCUGCCCGCGGUGCAGAGCUUCUCCUGCCUGCCCUAUGGGCGCCUGGCCUACCACCUGGCUGUGGUGCUGGGCAGCGCUGCCAACCCCCUAGCCUGCUUUCUGGCCAUGGGUGUGCUGUGCAGGACCCUGGCAGGCCUUGCUGGUCUCUCUUUGCUGGGUGUGCUCUUUGGGGCCUAUCUGAUGGCGCUGGCGAUCCUGAGCCCCUGCCCACCCCUAGUGGGCACCUCUUCAGGGACCGUUCUUGUGGUCGUGUCCUGGGUGCUCUGCCUUGGCCUCUUUUCCUACGUGAAGGUGGCAGCCAGUUCUCUGCUACACAGUGGGGGCCGCCGGGCAUUGUUGGCCGCAGGUGUGGCUAUCCAAGUGGGCUCCCUGCUGGGGGCAGUCGCCAUGUUUCCUCCCACCAGCAUCUACCACGUGUUCCUUAGUGGGGAAGACUGUGUGGAUGCUUGCCACUCCUGA
Molecule: messenger RNA, 1359 nt
Organism: Elephantulus edwardii (Cape elephant shrew)
Lineage: Eukaryota; Metazoa; Chordata; Mammalia; Macroscelidea; Macroscelididae
Gene: SLC52A1
Product: solute carrier family 52 (riboflavin transporter), member 1
Exons: 4
Coding region: 1-1359 (452 amino acids)
Biological process (GO): riboflavin transport
Cellular component (GO): plasma membrane
Molecular function (GO): riboflavin transmembrane transporter activity
Source: RefSeq, a predicted model, not a curated record